AUGGCUUGGCGGAGGCCGGUUUUUCGCCGCGCUCGAUACUUUUCUGAAGCCACGGUUGGGGAGUUUUAUUGCAUGAGCCUGCACGAUUUUCUGCUCGACGCCGCCAAGGAAGAUCCUGGUCGUACUUUCAUAGAAUACGAUGGGACGCAAUACCCGUUCUUCAUGGUUGCCGAACAGGCCAAGAUGGUUGCCGCAGGGCUCCGGCAACAUGGCGUGGGCGAAGGUGAAUCGGUGGGCGUGAUGCUGCCCAAUGUGCCGCCGUUCGUCACUUCUUACUACGGCACGCUCAUGAACGGCUCUAUCUUCGUGCCGAUGAACGUGAUGCUGCAGCCGGAAGAAGUGCAGUACCUGAUUGAAGACAGCCAAAUCAAAGCCAUUGUGGUGCUCGACAUGUUUUUGGCCUCGGUACACGCGGCCGUGUCGAAGCUCGAGAAUCCGCCGCUUGUCUUCGUUCUGCCCAGCGGCAAGAUCGAACCGCCGGCUGAGAUGGCCGAACAUAAGAACUACAUGGAACUGAUGGCAGAAGCCGGAGAGUCGUUCGCCCCGGCCGAGAUGGAUCCCGCGUUGCCGAUCAUGACGCUGUACACCUCGGGCACCACGGGCAAGCCCAAGGGUGCACAGAUCACUGGGUCCAACAUUCUGGCCAACCUCGACAUGAUGGAAUCGAUCAUCGAUGUCGAACCCGAGGACAAGGCGCUGUGCGUGUUGCCGCUGUUCCACUGCUUCGCUUUGAACGGCGUGUUAAACGGCUCGGUUCGCAACCGCACGGCCGUGGUGCUGCAACCGCGAUUCGAUGUGGAUGCCUGCGUGGCCAGCCUGAAGAAUGACGGGAUUACCUCAUUCGCUGGCGUGCCGACGAUGUUCUUUUAUCUGCUGAAGCAUCCAGAGUUCGGCAAAGAAGUUGCCAAGACGCUGCGGUACUGCAUCUCGGGCGGUGCGGCGAUGCCGAUGGAGGUGAUGAGCCAGUUCGAGAAGGCGACUGACGUGCCGAUUUACGAAGGUUUCGGUAUGACCGAGACCACGGUGAGCGUGUGCAUCAAUCGGCCCGACAAUCGUAAGCCGGGCUCGAUCGGCACUCCGUUCGAAGGCGUGGAGAUGAAGAUCUUCGACGACGAUGACAACGAGGUGCCCAAUGGCGAAGUGGGUGAGUUGGUCGUCAAAGCUCCCAACGUGAUGUGCGGCUACUUGAACAAAGAGGAAGACACGGCCGAAGCGAUGCGGAGCGGCUGGUUCCACACCGGCGACAUGGGCUACCGCGACGAAGAUGGCUUCUUCUUCAUUGUCGACCGCAAGAAAGACAUGAUCAUCAAGGGUGGGUUCAACAUCUAUCCCCGCGAGAUCGAAGAAGUUCUUUACCGCUUGCCGCAGGUGGCCGAAUGUGCGGUGGUCGGUGUGUUCGACGAAGUGAAAGGCGAGCAGGUGCAGGCCGUCAUCGCGACGAAGCCCGACACCAAGCUGACGGCCGAAGAGGCCGAAGCCCAUCUUCGCGAGCAUCUGGCCAAGUACAAGUUGCCGCACGACUACACGUUCAUCGAAGAACUGCCCAAAGGCCCCACCGGCAAGAUCCUCAAGCGCGAAAUCCGCGACAUGUGGGUUCAGUGGAAUCGCGACCGGGUGCCGGCCAAGACCUAG
Molecule: messenger RNA, 1632 nt
Organism: Cladocopium goreaui
Lineage: Eukaryota; Dinophyceae; Suessiales; Symbiodiniaceae
Source: the annotation of a GenBank genome assembly